GGAGGAAAAUUUUCUUCUUUUAAAACCCCAAACUUAUAUUAAUAAUGCGGGUGAGUGCGUGGCCGAGUUCCUUAAUUACUUUAAGGCUCCGGUUACUGAUUUGCUAGUGAUUUAUGACGAUAUUAACUUAACAAUUAGUAGUUUUCGUUAUCGUCGUCAAAACUCUGGAGGUGGCCACAACGGA
Messenger RNA from Racocetra persica, 184 nucleotides. The record is from the annotation of a GenBank genome assembly. NCBI's taxonomy places the organism in Eukaryota, Fungi, Glomeromycota, Glomeromycetes, Diversisporales, Gigasporaceae.